This is a messenger RNA of Eremomyces bilateralis CBS 781.70, 573 nucleotides long. RefSeq lists its product as uncharacterized. The record is from RefSeq and is a predicted model, not a curated record. The coding region runs from base 1 to 573 and encodes 190 amino acids. The transcript has a single exon. NCBI's taxonomy places the organism in Eukaryota, Fungi, Ascomycota, Dothideomycetes, Eremomycetales, Eremomycetaceae.
AUGUCGAACCAAAACGCUGUCAAAAUUGAACGAAUCUCCUGGCUCUACAAGAAAGAGAAGCUGGCGGCUAUCCGGAAUGCUGGGUCACAGACGAAGGGAUCAAUUAUUAUCGAGGUGGCUACCGAAACUGACGUGACACGUCUUAUCAAGGACGGCUUCCUAUAUGGCGCCCUAUGGCUCCCAGCCAAACUAUGGGACGUUACUCUCCGGGCGAUCCAGUGCUUCCGCUGUUGGAAAUGGGGCCACACGCAGUCCGUUUGUAACGCGGACAGCGACACCUGUGGGCGCUGCGCAAAACACCACCCCACAAGGGGAUGUAUAAUACAAGACCUUCAAGAGGCAAGGUGCGCAGGGUGUAAGAAACCUGGGCACUUUGCCUGGAUGACCAGAAGCUGCGCGGCAUAUAAAUCCUUCGCAGCUGGCCAGCGAGCUACAGAAAACCGCCUCAAUGAAGCUACCCUCGCCGUCCACCGGGGGCAAAACCAAAACCAAAACCAAAACCAAAACCAAAAUGUCACAACCCACCAGUUCCGCCAUGAUGACGAUGGAUACAUCGUCAUUGGCAACACCUAG